Molecule: messenger RNA, 2944 nt
Organism: Tachysurus vachellii
Lineage: Eukaryota; Metazoa; Chordata; Actinopteri; Siluriformes; Bagridae
Gene: il12rb2
Product: interleukin 12 receptor, beta 2a
Exons: 16
Coding region: 211-2595 (794 amino acids)
Biological process (GO): cytokine-mediated signaling pathway
Cellular component (GO): membrane; external side of plasma membrane; signaling receptor complex
Molecular function (GO): cytokine receptor activity; cytokine binding
Source: RefSeq, a predicted model, not a curated record
AGUUUCCCCGUUGCGCGUGCACGCAGCGAGUGCGCGCCCUCGAUGAUGACGCGUGCAGUAAAACGGACCCGGUCUUCUACAGGUGUCUGUCUUUCACCACAUAAGAGUGAGUAAACACGCCCAAAGACUACGGACAGAUGUUUCGGAGCUCUUGCUGAGGUAAAGAUUGAUGGACGCAGAUCUAAAUAGCUGUUGGAGGAAGCGGAUGCGAUGUUUCCUGAAGGCAACGUCUUGUCCACCUUCAUGUUCCUUCUGCUCUUGACCACUGGAGUGCGCGCAGAAAAAAUAUGCUCUGUGCUCUCGAACCACGAAGUCCACAUGGGCUCCAGCUUCCAGAUCUACUGCAUCUUCAGGAAGGAAUGCAACAGACUGAUAUACAGAGACGAAGUGUCCUUUAAUUACAGCAGUUUGAACUCAACUGUGGUGAUUAUGAGCAUUGUGAAUCUAACACGGACCACCACCUUCACGUGCAAGUGUCAAAAUGAACCAGAACCCUGUGGCACCGACAUCGUCCCGGGUUACCCUCCUGCAGUUCCACAGAACCUCACAUGCAUUCAGGAAGGAGAAUUCGGCAGCGUACACUGCACAUGGAAAACAGGAUGGGAAACGUACGUCAAGACCACAUCGCAUCUGUGGGUACAAGGGGCCCCGACCGUAAGUUAUGAAAGUGUUGCAGUCCAUGAAGGGACCCGUUCAGCCUUAUUUGCUGCCUACGGCACACAAAGCAACUUCUCAGUCUGGAUCCACACCAGUAACAGCCUUGGUUCUGCAAACUCCACUGUGCUCAACUUCGUGCUGAAUGAGAUAGUGAAACCACUGAGCCCCAAGAUCGCAGAAGUGGAAUGCUCUUCGAGACGAUGCCAGCUCUGUCCACUCAACAAACAGAGCGUUCAUCUGGUAGAGAUCCGAUACGAAGAAAAACGGGGCAGCUGGAACACCGUCUCAUUCAACAACACCAAUUUGACGACAUGCUGGACUGUAACCUCACUGAAUCCAUAUAACACGUACACGUUUGAGGUCAGAUGGAAACCUGGCCCAAGGAGAGGUCUGUGGAGCGAGUGGACUCGGAUCGAAGGCGUGACAGAUGAAGAAGCUCCUAUGACAAUGCUUGACGCGUGGUACAUUGAAGAAUCUACGCAAACCGUCAGCAAGUCAUUCCAGUUAUUUUGGAGAGAGCUGAACAACACCGAAGCCAGAGGAAAGAUAACGCAGUACAUCGUGACUGUGAUCGAACAUCGACUCAGCAACCGGACCGCUCUCGGAAAAACCACCAAAGUGUCCUGUUCUUCCUGCAACGUGUCCAUUUCUGCGAUGAACUCAAAAGGCCUGUCUCCUGCUCGACUCAUACACCUGCAGCCUAUAACUCUUCUUCCGUACAAGGUGUCACAGACUCUUGUGAAUAAUCACAGUGUCGCCCUCUCCUGGCCGAGGCCCAUCGGUGCAGACCCGGUGACGGAGUUCUUGGUAGAGUGGUUUCCAGAGGGACGGAAACAGCAGCUUCAGUGGGUCAGAGUGGAAAGGCACCUAAACACAGCGCAUAUUACUGGUUUGCAGCCUGCGGAGUGCUAUGAAGGUGCAGUGGUCUAUCUAAACUCAUCCAAGACAAAAAAAGCCACCUUCAACCGGAUCUCUACCUGGCAGACAGCUCCACAACAGGGUCCUUUUCCAGUGUCCAUCGUUCCGAAGAGUAAAAGCGUGGUGGUAAAGUGGAGCGAGAUCCCACCAGAGAAGAGAGGAGGCUGUCUGCAACAUUACACCAUCUACCUGAAGGAUUCAGCAGGCAAAAUUCAGAAAUACAGUGUCUCACACCCUCAGAGAGAGUAUACCAUCACCGACCUAUUGCCAGGACAGAAAUACAGACUGAGUGUCUCAGCCUGGACUACAGCAGGAGAAAGUCCUAUAGAAAACGAGCGCUCGUUCAAACUGAAACACUCCAGAGAAACAGAGGAGAUACCGCUGGCUUUUGUCAUCUCAGUGGCAGGUGCUGUUUUCAUCACCUGCCUGUGCCUCCUGUGCUUAUGUCAGUUUUCUUCAGUACAAAGAAGAUUCUCAGGGUGUUGUCACUGCCUAAUUCCGAGCAUCGUCCCAGAUCCUGCUAACAGCAAAUGGGCAAAAGAGUGUGCAAGUGAUAAGGGUGAGAUGAAACUGCAGCUGAACCUCAGUGACUCCAGCAUGAGUGAAGAGGAGCCCAAUACGUUGGAGGUAGAGGAAUUUCCCCAAGAGAAACUAGCCGAAGACGAGACGAUCUCCACCGAGGAAACACAACACCCAGGCAAGCUGCAGGCUGAAUCAGUGCCAUAUCAGCCCAUCAUCACCAGCUCUUACCUCAAAAGCUUCUCCAACGACUCAAGCAGCUCAGACGCCACCCAGGCCUCCAGGGGCACAGACAUCACCGUGGACUACAUUUCUACUCACGGAGAGUUCAGCGGAGGAGAGGAGGAGGAGGAGGAGGAGGAUGUCGACGAGGAGCACAAAACGUUCGAAUUCUUCCCCUGUCCCAAGAGCCCCUUCCUUGGGCCGCUUUUAACCAACGGAGGAAAAUUGACUCUUGACUCGGUGAAAAUAGACUGCAGCGAUUUCUUAGAAUGUGGAUGAACCUCUGCUGUGUACAGAACUGUGUUAAUGAACGUUAGAUUUGUCAUCCUCUCCACUGAAAAAAUUAACACUAACACCUGAUCAGUAUGUUCAUGUUAAUUACAAAAUAUCACUCAGCCAUACAAAUACGCGUUUAUAUUUUCGGACAAACAAUCCCUUACAUUGUUUUAUUUUAACAGCUUUAAUAUCAGUUUACCUCAGUUUAAUUUUAAUUAUGCAGGUGUAAAUACUUUUGUACAUAAUCGUUCAGGACUAAAAGCCUCAAGGUGUUUUGUAUUCAACAGUCAUGCUGAUUAUUUUUUAUUUUUUUUUAUCUGUGAAAUUAUUAAAUGAUGUACUUUCCAAAUCA